GCCACUCGCAAGUGUAUAAUCGCAUAUCUCCCAUCCCCAGGGAAUCAAUCCCUUCAAGAACUUUAACAAAUGAUAUCAAUCAUAUAAAUCUCAGAUAAUAAGCUAAUUAUAACAUGAUCAACAUCCAGUGCAUGAUGAUAUAACAUAUAGUUUCUUCAUACAAAGAAAAAUCCCAGCAAGAGCUAACUAAUAUUAAGCAGUAACAAGAUACAGAAUGGAGCUUGAUAUGUCAUUAAAUCCCAGAGUUAAUUCUCUUGAGCCAUCAAAAACAGCAGUCAUAGCAGAACAAGCAACUGAUCUUCAACAAGCUGGUAUACCAGUCAUCAGUUUGACCACUGGACAGCCUGACUUUGAUACCCCAUCAAUCAUAGCUAAGGCUGGUAUUAGAGCAAUUGAGGGAAGUUGCACAAAAUAUACACCAAUUGCUGGUACUGCAGAACUCAGGACAGCUAUCUGUCACAAACUGAAAGAGGAGAAUGGAAUCUCUUAUACACCCGACGAGAUUCUGGUAAGUAAUGGAGCCAAGCAAUCCAUCUUUCAAGCAGUGCUUGCUGUUUGUUCUCCAGGAGAUGAGGUGAUAAUUCCAGCUCCAUAUUGGGUGAGUUACCUUGAUAUAGCAAGGCUAGCUGAUGCAACUCCUGUUAUUCUUGAAACAAAUAUAUCACAAAAAUUUCUACUAGACCCAAAACAGCUUGUGUUAAUGCUCAAUGAGAAGUCGAGGUUGUUGAUUCUGUGCUCACCUUCCAACCCAACAGGAUCUGUUUAUCCUAGGGAGCUCCUCUUACAGAUAGCUGAAAUUGUAGCAAGCCACCCUCGGCUUCUGGUACUUUCUGAUGAAAUAUAUGAGCAUAUCAUCUAUGCACCAGCAGAACAUACUAGUUUUGCAGUAUUGCCAAACAUGUGGGAAAGGACCUUGACAAUUAAUGGGUUUUCCAAGACCUUCGCCAUGACGGGUUGGAGACUCGGAUAUCUUGCUGGUCCUAGGCACUUUGUCGCUGCGUGUGCAAAGAUUCAGAGUCAGUCUACAUCAUGUGCUAGCAGCAUAUCACAGGCUGCAGGAGUUGCUGCUUUAGGACUAGGUAAAGGUGGUGGAAAGGAAGUAUCAGACAUGGUCAAUGCUUACAAGGAGAGACGUGAUUUUUUGAUUAAAAGUUUUAAGCAAUUACAAGGCGUCAAGAACUCAGUUCCUCAGGGAGCUUUUUACCUCUUCCUUGAUUUUAGCUCUUACUAUGGGUUAGAAGCCGAAGGGUUUGGAAUGAUAGAUGGUUCAGAAUCUUUAUGUUGUUAUUUACUCAGCAAAGCUCAGGUGAUUUCUCUACCAGGUGGCAUUAGUCCCAGGUGAUGCAUUCGGAGAUGACAAGUGCUUAAGGAUUUCAUACACAGCAUCUCUCUCCACCCUGCAAAAAGCCAUGCAGCAGAUUCAGAAGGCUCUCCUACAUCUCAAACCAGCAGUCUGUGUUUAAUACUCUGCAAGUAUUACACUGUAACUUCUACUAACUGUAUGAUGUGAGCAACUCUGUUUAUUGUACUUUUAAUAAUGUAUGUAAGGUAAAUUGUGAUUUGUAAACCUUAUUCUCUAAUACCUUUCACUAAUGGUGCUUGGUACUUUCUUUCCA
This is a messenger RNA of Beta vulgaris subsp. vulgaris (sugar beet), 1616 nucleotides long. Its product is annotated as bifunctional aspartate aminotransferase and glutamate/aspartate-prephenate aminotransferase. The transcript is spliced from 9 exons. Gene Ontology annotation, biological process: biosynthetic process. Gene Ontology annotation, molecular function: catalytic activity; pyridoxal phosphate binding. NCBI's taxonomy places the organism in Eukaryota, Viridiplantae, Streptophyta, Magnoliopsida, Caryophyllales, Amaranthaceae. The record is from RefSeq and is a predicted model, not a curated record. The coding region runs from base 215 to 1342 and encodes 375 amino acids.